AUGCACCCCGGUCCCCCUCUCGCACCCCAUUUCUCCUACUGGUCCGACCCCCACCACGACUAUCCCCCGCCCCCGUACCCGCCCGGCGGCGCCGACGCCCAGCCCGUCCCCUCCUUCCCCCCGACGUUCGCCCACUGUCCCCCGCAAGAACACGUGUCGCCGCUCUACGCGCUUCCUGCCCCCGCCUACGACGCGGUCCCGCAGCACGGUCUCUCGUACCUCGACUCUACGCAGAGAUCCUCCCUCGCACUCGCGGACCACCCCGCGCCCGUCUCCCCGCGCCUCUUCUCGCACUACGACCCCCGGUCCCAGCCCCCGCCCGAGCCUGCCUAUGUGUUCGCUGCCCCGAACGCCUCCACGUCUGCGUCCUUCUCCUCCUCGACAGGCUCCUUCCACUUUGGCGUGCCCGAGUCACAGCCUCCCUCCUUCCAGCCGGCGCCUCUUUCAUACCACUUUGACACUUCGAGUCAUCCCCAUCAAGGACGUCCUCUGAGCUCCUCUGACGACCUCGGCCUCGGGUUCGAGCCCCGAACUCUCAUGCUGCGUCUCGACCAGCGCUCCCUCGAACCCGUCUCCUCGUCCGCCAGCCCCCCGCUCGUCUUUCCCACCUCCGACUCUGACAGCAGCAGCUCCAACGGCAGCGGCGCCUCCGACUCGGACCCCGACUGGGAGGACAGGGACGGCGCGUACUCCCGCUUUGCCCUGACGACCGCCCUCCCUCCGACGACGCUGCCACCGGCACCCCCAUCAUUUGGCUCGCCAGAUGCACAGGGGGCUAUGGGGGCACUCCCAUCGACGAGCGUCGACGCCGUUAUGGGCAUCGACAGCGAAAUGGGUGCCGCAGACAUGAUGAGCACGCGCAGGCGCUCAUCGCGCAGCUUUGUCUCGGGCGAUUCUCCUGCGCCUGGAACCUCGUCGACACACCGAGCUUACUCUGCUCACGACGACGCUCAUCACAGCGCGGAGGAGGGAGCUCCGACGGAGCCCAAGCCGCCUCGACGCCGCGCGAAAAAGCCGAGCGCAAAGACACCCAAGAUGCACGCAUGCAUCGUGUGUCGCAAGCAGUUCCCGCGGCCCAGCGGGCUCGCGACCCACAUGAACACGCACUCGGGGGCAAAGCGGGUCGGCUGUCAUACAGCGUACAAAUGCCCGGUCCAGACGUGCAACAAGUCGUUUGCCGUGCGCUCCAACGCGAAGCGGCACCUCCGCACUCACCGCUCCGCCUUUGCGUCAUCACCCGCGCUCCAGACCUUGUCGCUCGACGCGUCUACCUCCGGUUCGAUCGCACGCACCAUACGCAGGUCAUCAACGCCGACAUCCGCGCCGUACCCACAUCGCCGUUCGUCUACCGUGUCGGCGCUCCAUCCUGCGCCUGCGAGACUUUCACCUCCUCCCACACCUCUGUCCCUGUCCUUGGCUCUGCCCGCCCCACACCUACAUUCGCGCGGGGAUAUGGUUGCAGGUUCGCCGCCGCCGCCUCCCCUCGCGACGAAACCCCGCGGCGAUGCGCACACGCACACCGCCCCCUCGCAUGCGCAGGGAUACGCCAGUCCCAGCGCGGACACGGGGCCCGCGAGCUGCUUCCCGGCCUCGCUCCACUCGCGCGAUAACGCGGGCUGGCUCGCUGCGCGGGGGGUGUUCGCGGCCCCGGGCGACUUUGGGAUCGAUCUCCCGUGGGCGCCGCGCGUGAGCGUGCCCAUGGCUGCUGCGCCCUCGCGGCCGCGGUAUCACGAUGGCUUCGCGGCCGGCGCGAGCUGGGGCGGGAAGUACGAGGAGGCGGUGGAGGCGGCGUCGGUCAGGGCGGGAGAAGGCGGGGCGGGGAGGUGGACGGGGAUGGACCCGAGAGUAGACUCUGGCUUGGGGUUCCCGUAUCAUCCGGCAGAGGUGCGUUUCGUCGCAUCCCCCCGUCUCGGGCGCUUCGUGUAUGCGUCGAUGCUGAGCGAUGGUUUCCUUAUUAUUUUGAUUUGUACAGUGGCAGACGUUGCCGGGGCCGGUCGUGGCGUGUCGGACUUGAACUCUAUACACGUAGAGGCGGGACGGCGAGCGGAUCUAUGGACUCGACGGGGCGGGGGUCGCGUCGCGCGAGAAUAA
Molecule: messenger RNA, 2091 nt
Organism: Heterobasidion irregulare TC 32-1
Lineage: Eukaryota; Fungi; Basidiomycota; Agaricomycetes; Russulales; Bondarzewiaceae
Gene: zfp8
Product: putative transcription regulator
Exons: 3
Coding region: 1-2091 (696 amino acids)
Biological process (GO): regulation of transcription by RNA polymerase II
Molecular function (GO): DNA-binding transcription factor activity; RNA polymerase II cis-regulatory region sequence-specific DNA binding
Source: RefSeq, a predicted model, not a curated record